Molecule: messenger RNA, 795 nt
Organism: Microthlaspi erraticum
Lineage: Eukaryota; Viridiplantae; Streptophyta; Magnoliopsida; Brassicales; Brassicaceae
Source: the annotation of a GenBank genome assembly
AUGGCAAAUAUUUCAAGGGUUGUGGAGCUAUCUCCUCAGAGGGACGAUUGGAUCAUAAGAGUGAAGGUCUUGAAGAAAUGGACCGAGAUGAUAGAUGGUGGUGGAGAAAUAUUGCGUUUUCAGUUAGUUGAUGAACAUGAUGGAAAAAUACCUGCUAAAGUUAGUGACGAGGAUGGCCUAUAUGACCAUUUCGACAUGAAUGUGCACGAGGGCCACUGGAAACUAAUCUCCGGAUUCGUCGUCGAGCUAACACCACCUGAGGAACUUUUCUCCGAGAAUCAACAUACAAUCGUCUUCACCGACAAUACAGACCUGCAUGCAGCAAGUGGUAUUCAUCAAGAGCACUAUAUGAAUUUCAAGGACUACACAGACAUAAAGAAUUGGGUGUACAACUCUCAUCAUCCUCUUGACCUUAUAGGCUAUCUGGAUGGAGUUGAUGAGCUUAAAGUUGUCAAAGACCAGAACUUUACACUAGAUAAUAACAAGAAGACAUCCAGAGUUAUGUUCACCAUCAAGGGCUUAGAUGGAGUAACAAUGGAAUGCAAAGCUUAUGGAGUCUUGGCUGUUCAAAUACAUGAUAAAUGGUGGAAGCAUGGUUCAACAGAAACAUUCAUUACAAUGAGUGACUGGAUGGUUUACCAAGAACAAAGAACCGGAGAGCUGAAGAUUAAGGACGCUGGAGGAAUUUCUAGAUUUCAGUUCAAUGCUAACUAUCAGGAUGUUCUUGACUUCAGCGCUGAAUAUUUCCAUGACAGUGAUGGUUCCGUUGAGGAGGUGGUUGUUUUAUCUCCAUGA